AUGAGCACUUACCUCUACGAACUGCCGACGACAGGGGCUAUCUCCUUUGCUGAUUUCUGUAGCGACCAGAGCAGCAACAAAUCAUAUGGAUCGUUCAUCUCCGAAUCAACCCAAGUCCGCGCCAACUUGCGCGCCGUGCUCAAGGAGAGCAAGCGCACCGAUGAUAAUGAGAAGGAUUACCUUCGUGUCGUAAAGGUUUUGGAUGAGUACCUUCCGCUGCUUCGCGGGAUAAUGGCCAGCGUUGCCCAUGAUGAAAUUGGGCUCAAAUCUGAACCUGUGUUUAGCUGGCGCGCAACAUUAUCGGCGAGCCUGUUCCAUGCGUCAUCGAGACACUCGCUACCCUCGCUGCAUGCUGAAUACGCUUACGCUCUCCUCACGUACGCUUUCGCGUUGUCGAACCUCGCUCGAUCGACAGUGAAGGCCCUGGGGACAUACGAGCACGACCGCGCUAUCUCCGACUCUGAACGACGGGCAAAAGACGAGAAACUGAAUUUCGCGGUAACCCUCUUGCUGAAGGCCAGCGGUAUAUUCCAGUAUGUAAGUGAGACAGCGCUGCUUGAAUGGGACAACAGCCGAGAUGGGGGGACCGCUGGGUUGAAUAAACCACCCGACCUGAGCAGAGAAGUUAACAAUGCCUUAGCCAAAAUGUCCCUCGCAGAUGCGCAGUCACUGGCCAUUCGCAAACUUCUCUCUAAAUCUGCAUACGACAGCAAUAUCGCCCCCGGCCCUCCAUUGCCGAAAUCACACCCUUCGCCCGUCCUGUUAGCUAAAAUCCACCUUGAGUGCGCUUCCCUGUAUUCGUCUGCGCUAUCACUCGCGAAAACAUCGGCACCUUCCAAAGGUAAAGAUACUGGGGAUGGUGACGUCAGAACGGACCUCCGACGUUAUCUCUCGGACGAAACAAGCUUUCACAACGCCCUGGCACGGAAAUGGCUAGGAAUAGAUGCUGGCGAGAACGGCAAGGGCGAUAAGGGUGGGGAAGCCGUUGGCUUUUUGGCUUGGGCUAAGAAAGACUUGGAAGAACUGAAAGAUGGGGGGAAGGGAAUGGGAAUCGGCAAGGAGAAAGAACAGAAGGAAAGAAGGAAAGAGAAGGUUGCGGAUGAAUUACAGACAGUGACGGUGUUUUGGAAACACUACGAAAAGGUCAACAAUUCACUUGCAUAUCAAGGAAUACCGCCGCAAACAGAUCUCCAAGCUCGUAUACCCGCAGGCCGCCUGGCGUUACCUGCGAAACCGUUCAAUCCCCCUCUACCCAUUUUUGGCCCUGGCUCUGUCGAAUAUGCUCGCCAGAAGGCCGAAGAACUGGAGUUACCUGAUGACUCACCAGCGUCGACUUUGACUUCGCCGCCAGAGGCUGCUGGAAAGUCGUAUGCAGGAGCCGGUUCAUAUUUCUAG
Messenger RNA from Pleurotus ostreatus (oyster mushroom), 1395 nucleotides. RefSeq lists its product as uncharacterized. Gene Ontology annotation, cellular component: plasma membrane. Gene Ontology annotation, biological process: cellular response to pH. The coding region runs from base 1 to 1395 and encodes 464 amino acids. The transcript is spliced from 5 exons. Lineage: Eukaryota; Fungi; Basidiomycota; Agaricomycetes; Agaricales; Pleurotaceae. The record is from RefSeq and is a predicted model, not a curated record.